AUGUUUCUUGAGCGUGGAACUGUAACUGAGAUGCCAGCUUAUAACUCGACAUUUGUGGGGGAUGGCCACGACCGACUCGUGGGGAACUUCGUGCUGCUGCCACUAAACACUCGGUUCCGGGGACCUGCGUAUGCGGCGAACUCGGACUACGACAUUGUAGACGAAUGCUUGGACCUGUUCCGGGCGAACUCCUUCUUCAAGAAUUUUGAGAUCAAGUCGCCCGCGGAUAGGGUUCUUGUGUAUGGGAUCCUUUUCACCAACAGCUGUCUGGGCCAGCUGCGGCCUGGGAUGAGCUACAACGAGGCAGUGAAAGCGCUGACGAACCUGGCGCUGGACAGCUUUACACUGCCGGGGACGGUGGGGUUUCCGCUGAACAACGUGUACUCUGUGCCGGUAGAGGACGGUGCUCAGAUGGAGCUGCUGAAGGGGUACCUGCAGCAGUUGCGGCAGGAGCUGGCCACGCGGCUGCUGGACCGUGUGUAUGGGGCGGAGAAGGCACAGCCCUCGAAGUUCUGGCUGGCCUUCACAAGGCGCAAGUUUAUGAACAAGGCGCUGUAA
Molecule: messenger RNA, 558 nt
Organism: Eremothecium gossypii ATCC 10895
Lineage: Eukaryota; Fungi; Ascomycota; Saccharomycetes; Saccharomycetales; Saccharomycetaceae
Gene: ARC18
Product: Arc18p
Exons: 2
Coding region: 1-558 (185 amino acids)
Biological process (GO): Arp2/3 complex-mediated actin nucleation; regulation of actin filament polymerization
Cellular component (GO): cytoskeleton; Arp2/3 protein complex
Molecular function (GO): actin filament binding
Source: RefSeq, marked provisional